This is a messenger RNA of Drosophila ficusphila, 2017 nucleotides long. RefSeq names its product extensin. The transcript has a single exon. The record is from RefSeq and is a predicted model, not a curated record. The coding region runs from base 852 to 1961 and encodes 369 amino acids. Lineage: Eukaryota; Metazoa; Arthropoda; Insecta; Diptera; Drosophilidae.
CACGUAACAGAACAAUUUCAAUAAACAAAAAAUAAAACAAAAAAAGCAUUGCAUACAGGAAAAGUAAUGUGGUGUCAAUGGCCCCCAAGUAAGGUUAUUGGAACUGCUGAACUUUUUAUUUAAAGGGAUAACCUGUUAAGUCUUACAAUACAAAGGAGUUCGUCGGACUUGUAAAGCUCAAAGAAAGAACAAUUGGUUUUGGUUUAAAAAAAAACUUGUAAUGCGAUUUAUGUAUUUAACAAGUUUUAUAAAACUUUUUUAUUAUUUGACUUACAACUCAGGGAAAAAAUGUAUUAAGAAAUAGUUAGUUUAAUGUUAUUGUGCUGAAUAUUUCACCCAAGUAAAGGUAAGCCAUUUGCUGAUCAUGCGUUAAUCGAGGAGUUAGCCAAUGAAUGUGGAUCGAAUCGGUUAAAUAGAGCACUCGUUGUUUGGGGCUAAAAAAAAACUGGGUUAGACCCCUGUUUUGCAAUUAUCAAAAUUCAGUUUAAAUAUGCUCACUCUAGGAGUCAUUCGUAAGCAACUUUUAAAGCAAAAGCACAUUAAAUGCUCUUUUUUUAUUUUUGUAACAAUAAAAAAUAAAAUUAAAAAAAACAGAUCCCAACUGGCAGACUAACUACUAGUUGUAAAAAAAUGGGAAAUGCAAACAAAAGAAUAUUAGGUUGUAGCUAAAUCAAAAAAACUCGUGGCUCAUGAGGAACCUACUAUACCCCAACAAAGGUGUCAUGAUGUGCUGACCCUGCAUUCUUUUUUGAAACUCUAGGUGUCCGCUGGGUUUUGCAGCCAGCGGACUUGGUAGUUGGGAUUUAUUGUUCGCAUCGCGAGGUUAAAGCUACUAACGCAACCGCCGCAAAAUGCUGCACUUCGGAGUAAGAUCGUGGAGUCUGAGUCUGCUGGUCAUGGCCCUUGUCCUGACCACCUUCGCCCAGGAGGAGGGCGUGUCCAACCGGAUCGCGGCGCCCGGUGAGCCACGCUACUAUCUGAUGGCGGAUGCAGGUCCCUUGGUGACCCCAAACGAACCUCUGAGACGCACGAACCGCUCGCUGCUCAAGUGGUGGGAUGACCUGUUUCCCCGCAACAACAACUGCUGCAACAACAACGCGCUGUAUCCACCGGCGCCAGUUGCCCCCGCGCUUCCCGUGACCAACAACUGCAAUGGCCUCCAGCUCGACGACCUGGACCCCUUCAAGCAGAUGAAGCUCCUCAAGAAGCUUCCGGACCUCUUCUCCUCCCCCCUUCCCUGCACGCAGUGCAGCGGCAGUUGCGGCCAGCUGCCUCUGCCGCAAAACAGCUAUGUGGCACCGCAGACUCCUUCCUACGGGGGCGACGGCUACGCGGUGUCGCCGGAGGGUGCCUAUGCCAAACCCAACACAGAGUACAACGGUCCCGGAGAUGGCGACGCCGGGUACGUGGCACCGGCACCUCCUUCUUACGAGGCCCCGGCACAACCCGCUCCAACCUACGAGGCCCCGGCCCAACCAGCUCCCUCCUACGAAGCUCCGGCACCACCAGCGCCCUCCUACGAGGCUCCUGCUGCCAACUACCAGAAUCCCGCUCCACCGGUUCCCAGCUAUGAUCCGCCCGCACCCAGCUACGCUAAGCCCGAGAGCAACUCUCCCCGGGAAUACGGCGGGGCCCCACCCGCACAAAUUGUUUACCAACCCAUAAUCUACGUGUCCACACCACUGGCAUCAAGAUCAUCCGUCCAGGCUGAGACCGAUGUCCAGGGAUACGCCAGUCCGACCGCCCCUCAACCACCGGCACCUGCUCCCGUUUACGAACCGCCGCAGCCCGCCUGCUACCAACCGGCGCCACCCUCCGCACCGCCCACGCCCAACUAUGCCACGCCCUCGUGCCAAACGCCUAUCCGCCUGUCCCUCAUAGACCAGCCGUACCGAGUGGCCCCGGAACUGUUCGCGGAGUACAACUACCGGCUGGCCUUGGGCGCCCAGAACUAUUAUUAGCUUACUGAUCGUUGACGGUUGUCCAAUCUGUAAAUAAAAUCUUCUAAUGACUCCUG